This is a messenger RNA of Solea solea (common sole), 3837 nucleotides long. RefSeq names its product TOX high mobility group box family member 3 (gene tox3). The transcript is spliced from 7 exons. Gene Ontology annotation, molecular function: chromatin DNA binding. Gene Ontology annotation, cellular component: nucleus. Lineage: Eukaryota; Metazoa; Chordata; Actinopteri; Pleuronectiformes; Soleidae. Bases 762 to 2600 code for a protein of 612 amino acids. The record is from RefSeq and is a predicted model, not a curated record. Gene Ontology annotation, biological process: regulation of transcription by RNA polymerase II.
ACAUUGUGCCUUUUCAUCACUAGGACAGUGAGGCAGAGCUGAAGGCUGAGCUUGGAAACUCGCUGCACUACAUCACAUUCACUAAUUGCACCAUCUGUGGACUGUUGUUGUGCUUGUUUUUACAAAUCCUCCAAACGCUGCGUCGCUUUCAGCAGAUGGGUCCGUGUGGCCAGCUCGCUUCCCCUCAAUUCAGCUGCUGCACUAACUAGUUCUCCAAGUUUGGGACUAAUGAACUUGUGAGAACACUCGGCGAUUUUGGAUACGGACGCGCGUUUUCUGCGUACGCGCGCCGUCUUGACGCGCGGACUUUAUUUGGUCGCGACUUGAUUAGUGUUUUCAUUUUUUUCUUCUUAUUUUUUUUUCCUCUUCCGUCCAUCUGCAUCUGAAGGAAGUGGAAGGAAAUAGGAGAGUCCACGCUCAGCCGCCGGUCUCGUGGCUCCUUUGUAUACAACAGCUGCAGCAGCUGUGUGUAAAUGCAUUGGCACACAGCGUCUCCUGCUCCGUGAUCCCCACAGUCCACCCUACGCGUGGGCUUCAUUUAGGAAUGAAGCGACUGAGCCAGGUGUAGAAGAGGAAUAUCAAAACUUUACCUAUACAGUCCGUUUCAUUCACCCCUAUAAAAAGCGGGGCUCCGUGUAUCGCCGCCUGUCUCUCUCCGUCUCUCCCUUGCGCUUGGAUUGUAAACGGCAGCAAAAAACAAAUUGAGCUCCGUGCAGAGCUGCGCGGCGACGACACACACACGAACACACAAACACACCACCAUGGAUGUAAGAUUUUACCCCACUGCUGGUGGGAAUCCUAUUCCAGGAGAUCCACCUAACCUGGAUUUUGCGCACUGUUUGGGCUACUACAACUUCAACAAGUUUCAAAACAACAACAACUACAUGAACAUGGCAGAGGCGAAUGGUGCGCUGCUCGCUGCAGGCGAUACCUUUCAUACGCCAAGUUUGGGUGAUGAGGAGUUUGAGAUUCCUCCAAUUACACCUCCACCAGAGAUGGAGUCUGGUCUGGGUCUAUCGGAAGUGGACUCACCUUUCCCAGCAAUGCCAGAACCCCCAGGUCCACACAGGGGUCCGUUAAUCCCUCAGUUCCCCCCUCAGAGCCUGGAUCUGCCAUCCAUUACCAUCUCACGCAACAUGAUGGAUCAGGAAGGGAUGACUGUCAACAAUGGGCAACCUGUGAACGUGGGCUCGGGCCACCUUCGCCAGUACCCACCUAACCCAGCCAUGGUGAUGAAGUCCAUCAUCAGCAUGAACAGCUCCAAUGGGAUGAUAGCCCGGAAUCAGCUGACCACUAUCAACCAAUCCCAGCUCAACACACAGAACCUAAACAUGGCAGGACCCAACAUCACCCAUACCUCCCCGUCUCCACCGGCCAGCAAGUCUGCCACACCAUCACCCUCCAGCUCCAUAAAUGAAGAUGACCAGGAUGACGGCAACAGGGUCAUUGGUGAGAAGCGACCAGCUCCCAUAGAUCCCACAAAGAAACCCAAGACUCCUAAGAAGAAGAAGAAGAAGGAUCCCAAUGAGCCUCAGAAGCCAGUGUCCGCUUAUGCCCUGUUCUUCAGAGACACCCAGGCCGCCAUCAAGGGUCAAAAUCCCAACGCCACCUUUGGGGAGGUGUCCAAGAUUGUGGCCUCCAUGUGGGAUGGUCUUGGAGAGGAGCAGAAGCAGGUUUACAAAAGCAAAACAGAAGCUGCCAAGAAAGAAUAUUUAAAAGCCCUUGCCGCAUACCGUGCUAGUCUGGUUUCCAAGGCUGCAGCAGAAUCCGCUGAGGCCCAGACUAUCCGCUCAGUGCAGCAGACCUUGGCCUCCACCAGCCUGUCCCCGGGCCUGGUGCUGUCUUCACCCCUCAACCAGCACCCUUCCAUGUCGCCAGCAUCCCAGGCCCUUCAACGGGCCAUUGCCCCAAAGCCUCUGCAGAUGAGACUAGGAGGCAAUCAGAUUGUGACCUCUGUCACAGUUUCCCACCAGAACAUGUCUGGUGGGAUCCCACCACAGUUGCUUGGCCAGAUGGGUAGUGGAGGUGGGGGCAUGGUGGCAGGUGCCCAGUCCACGGCAGUGUCUCAGAUGAGCCCGCCCAUGCAACCGGUGCAGCAGCAGCAUUCGAUGCAGCAGCUCCAGCAACAGCAGCAGCAGAUGCAGCAGCACCUCCAGCACCAUCAGAUGCAGCAGCAGCAGAUGCAUCACCAGCAGAUCCAGCAACAGAUGCAGCAUCAGCAUUUCCAACACCACCUCCAGCAACAGCUGCAGCAGCAUCACAUGCAGCAGCAGCAGCAGCAGCAACAGCAACAACAGCAGCAGCAGCAGCAGCAGCAGCAACAACAGCAGCAGCAGCAGCAGCAGCAACAGCAGCAACAACAACAGCAAAUGCAGCUGCAGCAAAUGCAGAUGCACCAUCAGCUGCAUCAGCAGCAGAUUCAACAUCUCCAGCAGCAACAGCAGCAGCAGCAGCAUCAGUCCCAGUGUUCCCCACCCCAGCACUCUCCCGGUACACCCGGUGCGUCACUGGGCAGCCCCCAGCCUCCCCCACAGCAGCAGCCACACCCCUCCCAAAUCCAGGCCCAUGCUCAGGUCCUGUCCCAGGUCAGCAUUUACUGAGCCAAAUGGAAAUCCUAUCUCAAAGAACAGGAAUAAAAUAAAAGCAUCAUUCCAUGUUGCUUUUCUAAGUUGCACUUAAGAAGUGUGUAAGAUUUAGAAUGUUAAACAAAGAACUUGUCCAUUGUUAUAGACGGAUAUGCACAUGCAUGUACAGGAGUUAAACAUGUUAGCUGGGGUUUUGUCUAUAAAAUAGGCUGAACUGCGACGGUUGCGGCGACCGCCCAGCAAUUGUUUAUUUGUUUGUGAGGUCUUUUUCAGUUGUCGAUUUGAACUUACUGGGGGCACACGGUGUGUCUUUUGCUGUUUUAUUUAACAAUAAAUCUUAUUUAUGAGGCCAGAGUUGUCAAUUCACUGCAGCAAAACGAAAUUCUUUUUCCGGGUUUUAGUAGGAUUUGUAUCCGUUGUUUCCUGGACGUAAUGACUCACAGGAUCCUUGCUGGAAACAAGUAACCCACACAUCAGUCUUUGUUCUGACACUGGGCAAAAUAUAACGACACUUUUGUUUACUUCAACCGUUCUCCUUCACCGGGCGUCUCGCAGCUGUUAACCGUUGAAAUGGCACGGAGGAAUCGAGUCAAAUCGAGUCGCGCGCUCGUCGGAGCGCCUGGCGAUAUUUCAACACGUUCAAACCACAUCGCAAACAUUGUCGUAGAGAAUAAGGGGAACUGGAAAUAUGGCUGAACGGACUCAGACAAAGACUGCCAUAAAUCAUUUAUGUAAUCACAUCAUCAAACUGUAGCUGUAAUCUGCUGUACAUGUUUUGUAGAGUGGGGAGAGCUGAGACCUCCUUUAUCCAGUAAUCUACCCUCCAGGUGAUUUGCCCCAAAGCAUUUAAACCGACACAACCCAACCAACACCCCCCCCUUCGUGAAGAAGUCGUCUUUAAUCUAUUUGUUUUUACUUCAGAUGUUUAACAAUUAAAUUAUGUUUUUAUUUUGUGAAGCAAAAGGGGGAUAUUUUAUGGGAAAUGCUCAUUUCUGGAUCAAGGAAGAUGGUUUGGGGAUUGAUGUAUUUUUAUUCUGCUUAUUGAUACCGUCUUUGUUUAAAAGAAGGGGGGAAAAAAAAGGAGAAACUAGCAGAGCCAGUUUGUUGCACUGCCAAAGCCAACUGAAAAGAUAUCGGAGGUAUUUUUUGCCAGCUGUAUAGUCCCUGAGAAAAAGGAAAUGUUGUACAUUUUUCAUAUCACCUGUUGUAAAGUUUUAAUAUGUGAGGCUUUAAUUAAAACAUUGUUAAAUGA